Messenger RNA from Plectropomus leopardus (leopard coralgrouper), 1441 nucleotides. It is a transcript of the gene fbp2, whose product is annotated as fructose-1,6-bisphosphatase 2. Gene Ontology annotation, biological process: gluconeogenesis; fructose metabolic process; fructose 1,6-bisphosphate metabolic process. The record is from RefSeq and is a predicted model, not a curated record. Lineage: Eukaryota; Metazoa; Chordata; Actinopteri; Perciformes; Serranidae. Gene Ontology annotation, molecular function: fructose 1,6-bisphosphate 1-phosphatase activity. Gene Ontology annotation, cellular component: cytoplasm; cytosol.
UCAGUUGCUGCCUGUCCUCCGUCCGAUCUUCUGCUACUGCUGCCCACCAGGAGGGACAGAAGGACCAGAGACAAGCAUGUCGGACCAGUCUGCGUUUGACACGGACGUAUGGACCCUGACCCGGUUCGUCAUAGAGACCGGGCGUCAGGCCAAGGGGGCAACCGGUGAGCUGACCCAGCUCAUCAACGCCAUCCUGACCGCCAUCAAGGCCAUUUCCUCUGCUGUGCGGAAGGCAGGCCUGGCCCACCUGCAGGGCUUGGCGGGCACAGUGAACGUGACGGGGGACGAUGUGAAGAAGCUGGACGUGCUGUCCAACGAGAUGGUCAUCAACAUGCUGCAGGCCUCCUACAGCACCUGCUGCAUGGUGUCUGAGGAGAACAAGGAGCUCAUCAUCACUCCCAAAGACAAGAGAGGAAAGUAUGUGGUCUGUUUUGACCCUCUCGACGGCUCCAGUAACAUCGACUGCUUGGCUUCUAUCGGCACCAUAUUUGCCAUUUACAAACGGGUAUCAGAGGGAGAGCCCACAGAGAAAGACGCCCUGCAGCAGGGUAAUAACAUCGUGUGCGCAGGAUACACGCUGUACGGCAGCGCCACCCUGGUGGCCCUCAGCACCGGCGCCGGCCUCAACUUCUUCAUGUUGGACCCUGCCAUCGGCGAGUUCAUCCUGACUGAGAGGAACGUGAAGAUCAAGCCCAAAGGGAAGAUCUACAGUCUGAACGAGGGCUACGCCAAGUACUUCCACCCCUCCAUCAACGAGUACCUCAAGCACAAGAAGUACCCAGAGGAUGGCAGCGCCCCGUACGGAGCUCGUUAUGUUGGCUCUAUGGUCUCAGAUAUUCACCGCACCAUCGCCUACGGAGGGAUCUUCAUGUACCCCGCCAAUGAGAAAAGCCCCAAAGGAAAGUUGCGGUUGUUGUACGAGUGCAAUCCCAUCGCCUUCCUCAUCGAGCAGGCGGGAGGCCUUGCAACCACCGGCACUCAGAGGAUCCUGGACGUUCAGCCUGAGGCGCUGCACCAGCGGGUUCCCUUCGUGGUCGGCUCCCCCGACGACGUCAACGAGUACCUGGAUUUUGUCAAGAAGUACCAGUGAUUUACGAUAACAAAGUUUUUAUGAAAGGCCAGAAUUUUGUUUUAUCAUGCCAAUAAAUCUCUAUGUAACAUGUGUGAGAUCAGAAGAUAAUUUUUUUUCAAUUAUUAUUCAAGAGUGAGAUGUUAAAUCUCCCAGAAAUCUUAGGACAUUACUUGAAUAUUAUAAUAUGAAAUAUAACAUCAAAACCAGAAUAUUUCUCUGUAAUGGAAGAAUAAUUGUGCUACUCAUACAUGAAAUAUUGUAACAUAAUAACAUAUUUUAAUUUAUCAUCAGAAGUGUGUCCUGUAUGGGUUUCUAUACAUGCAGCUUAUCCUUUUGAAAGACAUUAAAUGCAGCAUUUUUCAAAAUAAA